AAACUGUACGUGGGUAAACACUGAUGGGCAGAGCCAAGGUUGCUUUGUAGCGGCUUGAGGGAGUGCGGAGAGCGGCUCCUGUGACACUUGCGUGCCUGCUCAGGUUGGUGUGGGGAGAGCCAGCCGCCCCUCCUUGCCGGGGGGCGCUCAGCGGGACCCCCCAGCUUGCGGGUUAGCGGAGGAGACGGCGAAGCGGGCACUGACCGAUCACCAUGUGGGCCUUCCCCGACGUGCCGGCGCCGCUGCUGGUGAAUUUGAUCGGCUCGCUCGUGGGAUUUGUGGCCACAUUCUUCCUCAUCCCCGCAUUCCGUGACCAUUUCAUGGCCGCGCGCCUCUGUGGCCAGGACCUCAACAAAUCUGACCGGCAGCUGAUCCCAGAGUCUCAAGGAGUGAUCAGCGGUGCUGUUUUCCUUAUCAUCCUCUUCUGCUUCAUCCCUUUCCCUUUCCUGAACUGCUUUGUGGAAGAGCAGUGUAAAGCCUUCCCUCACCAUGAAUUUGUGGCCCUCAUAGGUGCCCUCCUUGCCAUCUGCUGCAUGAUUUUCCUGGGCUUUGCCGAUGACGUACUGAAUCUGCGCUGGCGCCAUAAACUACUGCUGCCCACAGCUGCUUCACUACCUCUCCUCAUGGUCUAUUUUAUCAACUUUGGCAACACGACCAUUGUGGUACCCAAGCCCUUCCGCAUGAUUCUUGGCCUACAUCUGGACUUGGGCAUCCUGUACUAUGUCUACAUGGGGCUGCUGGCAGUGUUCUGUACCAAUGCCAUCAAUAUUCUAGCAGGAAUUAAUGGCUUAGAGGCUGGACAAUCACUAGUCAUUUCUGCUUCCAUCAUUGUCUUCAACUUGGUGGAGCUAGAAGGUGAUUAUCGGGAUGAUCAUAUCUUUUCCCUCUACUUCAUGAUACCCUUUUUUUUCACCACCUUGGCAUUGCUGUACCAUAACUGGUACCCAUCCCGGGUGUUUGUGGGAGAUACCUUCUGUUACUUCGCCGGCAUGACCUUUGCCGUGGUGGGCAUCUUGGGACACUUCAGUAAGACCAUGCUGCUCUUCUUCAUGCCUCAGGUGUUCAACUUCCUGUACUCACUGCCUCAACUCCUGCAUAUCAUCCCUUGCCCUCGUCACCGUAUGCCCAGACUCAAUACUAAGACAGGCAAACUGGAGAUGAGCUAUUCCAAGUUCAAGAUCAAGAGUCUGUCUUUCUUGGGCACCUUCAUUCUAAAGGUAGCAGAGAAACUCAGACUGUUGUCAGUGCGCCAGAGUGAGAAUGAAGACGGUGCCUUUACUGAGUGUAACAACAUGACCCUCAUAAACUUGCUACUAAAAGUCUUUGGGCCCAUGCAUGAGAGAACUCUCACGCUGUUCCUGCUGCUGUUACAGGUGCGGUUUGGGAUGGGCUUUGUACCUCCUUGUCUCUUAUUCUAUAUGAUUCUCACCCUAGUCCUUUUCACUUUGCAGAUUCUGGGCAGUGUUGUCACCUUCUCCAUUCGGUAUCAACUUGUCCGACUCUUCUAUGAUGUCUGAGUCCCUCAUCGUUGGUCUUUAUUUCAGUCUCCAGGGUUCUUGACUCAGGUCAACUUAUUUCCAAGACUGCCUCCUGAUCAGACCUUCGCCACCCUUCAUACUCCUCUAGAUUUUGUUCUCAGCGUUUCCUCUAUAAUUAUUGACAUUCUAGACAUUAGUCUUUGCCUAAGCCUCUUUAACUUGCCACUCUCCAGCUCCAGCCUGUGUUUGCAGCCCCCUAAGGUGGGAUAUUGCAGCCUCUAAGCAGUUAUCCUCAAUCUUAUACACAGUGUUAUACAUGUAUAAUAUUAAGGUUAUACAUGUAUAAAAUAUUCUCAAGGAAUGUGUUGGACCUGGGAGAUAGAGACAGAGACUUGAAUAUGAUUCAACAUUUCACUACAGAUUAAGUAUUCCUGAUUACUAAGAGCAGACUGAAAUGGGGAGGGGUGCAGAUAGGUGCUCCAAGUCUUGACAAUAAAGUGUUAUCUUCUUUC
Messenger RNA from Erinaceus europaeus (western European hedgehog), 1990 nucleotides. It is a transcript of the gene DPAGT1, whose product is annotated as dolichyl-phosphate N-acetylglucosaminephosphotransferase 1. The record is from RefSeq and is a predicted model, not a curated record. Gene Ontology annotation, biological process: dolichol-linked oligosaccharide biosynthetic process; protein N-linked glycosylation. Gene Ontology annotation, molecular function: UDP-N-acetylglucosamine-dolichyl-phosphate N-acetylglucosaminephosphotransferase activity. NCBI's taxonomy places the organism in Eukaryota, Metazoa, Chordata, Mammalia, Eulipotyphla, Erinaceidae. The transcript is spliced from 8 exons. Gene Ontology annotation, cellular component: membrane. Bases 213 to 1517 code for a protein of 434 amino acids.